Molecule: messenger RNA, 9507 nt
Organism: Haplochromis burtoni (Burton's mouthbrooder)
Lineage: Eukaryota; Metazoa; Chordata; Actinopteri; Cichliformes; Cichlidae
Gene: pde8b
Product: phosphodiesterase 8B
Exons: 22
Coding region: 4609-6966 (785 amino acids)
Biological process (GO): signal transduction
Molecular function (GO): 3',5'-cyclic-AMP phosphodiesterase activity
Source: RefSeq, a predicted model, not a curated record
UGCUUGGAAGAAAAGAGACUCAAAUGAUUAUUCAUAUUAACUAUUUGUAUACUUAUCUAUCUACUGCUGAGUUGUUCUGAAUUUUGUGAACACUGGUGUCAUGUUUUAAAAUGCCAAAUCAAACACUAUAUACAGAACCACUGCAUAUUGACUGUCAACUGGAGAGUAUAACAUCACAUUUUGGGGUGGCUGUAGCUCAGGAGGUGGAGCAGGUCAUCUACUGAUUGGAAGGUUGGUGGUUUGAUCCCUGUCUCCCAUUUGUCUGCAUGCCAAAUAUCCUUGGGUAGUUAGUAAGCACUUAAAAGCAUAGGUGGGUGAAUGUGAUAUGUUGUGUAGAGCACUUUGAGUACUCCGGGAGAGUAGAAAAAUGCUAUAUAAGAAUCACUCAAUGUACAUUUUCAUGAAAAUCAAAAGAGAUUGGAUUUUUAAAAGCACAUAAAAAAUAAUAGUCACUUUGUGUGUGACGAUGUUUGUGCAAAGUGUUGUUCAGAUUGGCUCGCCCAUUAAGGAGGAGAUAGGGUACAUAUACUACAUGUACAUAUACAAUUAUAAUAAGUACUCUGUAGUUUUUUGUUUGUUUGUUUUCCAGAGUUACAGAUAUCCUUGAAAGCUCACUUAAAACAUAACCAGCAAUUCAGUACAGCAAAGUAGCUUAUUUGUCCAUUGUGAUCAUAGAUACUAGCAUACACUAUAUGGGCCACACGUCUUAAUCUUUGAAUUCAUGUGUUUUUAGUCCCAUUGCUACAGUUAGUCAAAGACCUGUCCGUGCAGUCUGCCUUUCAAAACAUUUUGAAAGAAUGGUUUGUUCUAAAGAGCUCGCUGAAUUUGAGUGUGGUGCUAUAAUAGGAUUCCACCAUUGCAACAAAUCAGUUUCUUCAAGUUCUUCAAGAAAUCAAGUUUCUUCACUCCUAGAUAUCCUGCAAUUAAGUGUAAAUGGUAUUUUUAGUUUGGGAACCACAGCAACUGCCAAGUGUCAGAACACAGAAAGUUACAGAGCGAGGUCAUUGAGUGACUGUUUAAUAUUGCUAACUUUUGCUAUUACACUCUUAUUGUUUCCACUGUAAUCGCCAUAACAAGAUGUUAUGAAAAUGUGAUAUGUGUUUAAAUACUGUAGAUCAAUAAAUCUUUAAACCUCUAUUAUUCAUUUGUGUAAUCAACAAACAUUGUUUCUUAAUUUCUUUACAUCGCAUGAGGUAGUGGGACAUGCAGCAUAAUUUGGCAAUUAAUUGUGGCCUGAAUCAAUAAACAGAAAUGACUUGAUUAUUUUUUUUGUUAAUUUGUGUUGUACUGUACGUUGUAUAGCAGCAGCAUCCUUUUACAGUGUUUAGCUCUGUUUACAAAGAACAUAUUACUGUAAUUUAGCGUAUUUUUGUGCCAUUUUGUUAAAGUGUAUCUUUGCAGUAUAUUUUGCGACUUGUUGCUGUAAUAGUGUAGUGUGUAAAAGUAGAUUAUGAUUUUUUUUAAAGAUUUUAACAGAGCAAAAGUUCUGUACAGGAGCUAUACAAGAAGAUUGUCCUAAAACGACCUGCCUGAUUUCUGACAGCUGCUGGUAGUAUGGGACAUUUAAUUAAAACCAGUAAUUUCUUUUAUCUUGUUCUUGGGAAAAGGCUUAUAUGACUUGUUUCACAAACCUGGACAUGACAACUGAAUACUUUAUAAAGAAGAGUGAAAAAACUUUUACCUUACCUUUCUGCCAGGACACUGGCUGCACGAUAUAAUUCAACUUGUAUUACAGCUCCAUUACAUUGAGACUGAGCUUAAAUAAACAUAUUAUGCUGUAGUUGCCUGGCUCUUUUCAGUUCAGUGACUUUGAGAAUCCUCUGUUCCCUCUCUGUCAUUCUACAUAUCUGCUGGUGUUGGAUUCAAACAAAAAACAGAUGAUACAAAUUAUGUUCUUUGAAAACAAAUUUUGUCUCAUGUCAUGGUUAAUGGGCCUCUUUUAAUACUCCAUAAAGCAUUAGGUCAGUCAGUCUUUCAACCAAGUUUAAUUUAUAAGCCAUCGGCAUCAACUUUAUUUAUUUUUUUCAUUUUGUGUUAGCUAGGUUGUUGGUUUUCAGCUGCUGUGGAUAUACAAGAAAGCUUUCAUAGUCUCAUUUAUACCUGUUAUUUUAACACAAAGAAGCAUCUGUCUCUGCACUCGAUCCAAAGUCUUCUUUCACUUACUUCCUCUUAAUGUCUAUUCGUGAGGACUCUGUCAGCUAUUCUAAGAAGAGAUGGUCCCCAAUGAUGGCUUUCCUUAACACUUCUUCCAUCAUCUUCUAACUAACUUAGCUGACUGAUCCUUCUCCAAAUUGAUCUCUCAGCACUGGUUAACAGUCCCAUUUCUACUGCCUUCCUUCCUGUUCUGUUUCACAUCUGGCUGUAUCGUCCUCAAGUAAAACAAAGCUGCUCGUAUACUCAAGAAACCAACACUCAAACCCAAUUAUAUAUUUUGAAACUGGGCUUCUUGUUGUCACUGAAGCACUAAACAAUGACUCAUUCCCCUCAGUCUUCUUAUAACUACGUUUAUGCUUUUAACACCGAGCCACCAGAUGCUCUGAGUCUUUCCUACCAACUCUGUUGGGUCAUUUCUUACUUGGUUGACCUUGUUUCUUUGUCCUGUUAGACCACACUAUGUAGAUAGUGAUCCCUGCUCAGCUUUCCAGGAAUGUCUUUGUGCUUAGACACAAACAUCUCUGAUGUAAGGACCACAAGUGUGAGACAACACAGUCCUGCAUGUCUGCAAUGUUAAGUUUAAUCCACGUAUUAUUUUUUACAGGUGCUUUACAGUAACAGCGACUAGUUCUCUUCUUACUGUGAAGCAGAAAAAUCACAAAGCACUUUGCACACCUGCUUUGCAUUUGCUGGAAAAUGACAGAACUUCACCAAGUUAUUACUGAGAAAAAAUUAAACAUAUUGUCUCCACUAUAUUACAAUCAGGCAUUCCAUAUAUAACUCUGUCUCCCUCUCUCUCUGUCUGUGCACAUGCUUUAUUAUUUUUUCAAGUUAGUAGUUUUGCUUUAGUUGAAAAUGCACAUGCUCUUGUGCAUGAGUAAACUGUGGUACAAAGCUCACUUUAUAUCUGUGUGUCAUUUGCAAGACAACAUGGGACAAUGGGUGUUUUUCUGUGUGUGCUUUUAUGUUGUUGUUUUUUUCAGCCUACGUGGCUCAGAGGUGAAACAGUGCUGGACUUUAUACAUAUGAGGCUGAAAAGGUUCAGGAGCACUAAAUGGAAAUAUGCAAAGAUGGGUUAAUGUGUGCCCAAUAGACUGCAUUUAAAAGAAAAGAGAUAGAAGAAUAUGCAAUGGAUGUAGCAUCCAGCCAGUGUGGAAGUGACCAACUCAGAUGUAAUGUAAAGACACAGUUAUCUGUUGGUUGGUGCUGAGCAGCAGACUAGAAAAACUAGAGUGUAAACUUCACACAGCAGCCUAUGAUAUUAGUCAGAGAUGCUAAUUUUGCUGCAUUUUAACAUAGAUGUUAAAACCUCAAGUGGCUAUUUGACAAAUUGUCAUUUUUGCCACUUCCCCAUUAGUUUCAGUUUUCAGUCCUGGAAGUCGCUGUUUGCUUUAAUAAAAUUAAGCUUCUUAUAUUUCAAGUGCUGUACCAGAAGUCUUGAUGUUUGUGAUAGUGGCUUCUUGAAAUGUGGGCAGAAAUAUGUUCAGCUUCAAGCCUAAGCACCACUGACAAAUAAUGCUGUAAUGAUGGGUGGUUAAGUCAUCGACUGCUGCCCGCCUCACUGCUUUAGUCAUACAAUUUGUAUGACUGCGAGUAGAGUUUGUGUAUAGCAUGCGUUAUUAUGGCACUGGUGCUUCUUGUGGAAUUAACAGACAUCCUCCUCCCACUCUUUCUCCAUCUCUCUCUCUGUUUACGUGUAGAAAGAGUACAAGCUUCUCUCCAUGGGGAGGGGAAUUUUAAUACUGAGUGUUUAAAAGUCUGUGUUUAUGAACACUUUAGCAGCAAAAGGCAUUCAAUAACAAGUUCCAUUUUUAAUGAGAAAAAAGCCACUAAUACAAAGAAAUAAAUAAAUAACUGGGUAUUGCACACAUGUUGGCCACUAUGAUACAGUAUGAUAUGGUGCACUGCUGACUCAAUGUGUAUUUUGAAGUGUGGUGUAAGCAUGUGUGUGCAUGCAUAUGCUCAAGAGAUGCACAUGUAGCUGAGUUGCUUAUUCACAUCAGAGUGACGCAUGUGCUUAAGGAGCCUGCUGAAGCUGUCCAGACAAGCUGCAAAAACACACGCACACACAUAUAGAGCGCAGAAUGUGAUGCUCCUGCAGUGGGAUUAUCAGGUAAACCUGUGAGUUCAAUCUGCGGCUGGUGGUUAAUACCUUCUAAAGAAGUUUGUAGCGGGCGGCUCCAUUCUGGAUUGGUGUUGUGGCAUGAAAAUAUGCGUGUCUGCAGCAUAGAAGAGUCAUCACAAAAUCUGUAGUUAAGGCUCCAGACAUACAGAUAUUUGUUGUAGAUUUAAAAGGCUAUUUGUUAUCCUGUUUGACUUCACGCAUCUGGCUUGUAAGAGGAAGUACUUGGCUUGUUGCACUGGGGACUGAACGUGGGUGGUAAGGAAGACGAUUAAAGUUUGUGAAGUGCAGCGGGGGCAGACAGGUUGUGGAAGCAAAAGCAAUAUGCUAAUAUGCUGCUGGACAUUAAUGGUAAAAUGGUUUCAGCUACAGAAGAAUGUGUAGGACCCAUGAGAUUGUCUCAAGAGCCAAUUCAGGUCUUGCUCGUGUUUGCAAAGGAGGACAGCCAAAGUGAUGCCUUCUGGUGGGCCUGUGACCGCGCUGGUUUCAGGUGCAACAUUGCACGGACGCCUGAGUCUGCUGUUGAAUGUUUCCUAGACAAGCACCAUGAGAUAAUAAUCAUUGAUGGACGUCACUCACGCUAUUUUGAGCCUGAAGCUGUUUGCCGGAUGAUCCGUGCCACAAAGCCCUCUGAAAACACAGUUAUUCUAGCUGUUGUGCCACAAAAACCGUCUGACCAAGAAGAGCCAUCUGUUCUUCCUCUCCUCUGCGCUGGAUUUAGCAGAAGAUUUGUGGAGAACAACAGUGUGUCAGCAUGCUAUAAUGAGCUCAUACAGAUGGAGCAUGGAGAGGUGCGCUGCCAGUUCAAACUCAGGGCUUGUAAUUCCAUCUUCACUGCCUUGGAGCACUGCCAAGAAGCUGUGGAGAUCACCAGUGAGGACCACAUAAUACAGUACGUGAAUCCAGCAUUUGAACGGAUGAUGGGCUAUCACAAAGGGGAAUUGAUCGGGAAAGAACUGACUGAACUUCCCAAGAGUGACAAGAACAGAGCUGAUCUGCUGGACACCAUCAACAACUGUAUCAAAAAAGGAAAGGAAUGGCAGGGCAUUUAUUAUGCCAGAAAGAAAUCAGGGGACAGUAUACAACAGCAUGUGAGGAUAACACCAGUCAUCGGCCAAGGAGGGAAAAUUCGACAUUUUGUAGCCAUCAAGAGACCGCAUAUUGACAACAACAAUCAGCUCCACAAGUUCAAUAAGGAGGAGAGAUACAGCGGGGAACAUUCUCACUCAGAGUGCUAUUCUCUACGACACCGAGACAGAAGAAAAGAUUCGAUGGACGACCGAUCGGUGAGCUCCCGUAGUAGUGACGCUCCCAGUUUACAAAAUCGAAGAUACUCUUCUGUGGCCAGGAUUCAUUCUAUGACCAUUGAGGCUCCAAUAACAAAGGUAAUAAACAUCAUCAAUGCAGCUCAGGAGAGCAGUCCAGUAACGGUAGCCGAAGCUCUGGACCGUGUGUUGGAGAUCCUGAGGACCACUGAGCUCUACUCCCCUCAGCUUGCCUCCAAAGAAGAUGACCCACACACAAGCGACCUGGUUGGCGGGCUUAUGAGUGAUGGGCUGCGCAGACUCUCUGGGAAUGAAUAUGUUUUCUGCAAAAACAUGAGUCAGAGCCAGCUGGCUAUCCCAGUCACUUUGAAUGAUGUUCCUCCAAACAUCGCUGAGAUGCUGAAUGAUGAGGAGUGCUGGGAAUUCAACAUCCUGGAGCUGGAGGCAGCUACACACAAAAGACCACUGACAUACCUAGGCCUGAAGAUUUGCACAAGUUUUGGAGUGUGUGAGUUCUUAAACUGCUCGGAGGCUACACUGCGCUCCUGGCUGCAGCUCAUUGAGGCCAGCUACCACUCCUCUAACUCCUACCACAAUUCCACACACGCUGCAGAUGUGCUGCACGCUACAGCCUACUUCCUACGCAAAGAGAGAGUCAAGAGCAGUCUGGACCAGCUGGAUGAGGUGGCAGCACUGAUAGCCGCAGCAGUCCACGAUGUGGACCACCCAGGCAGGACCAACUCCUUCUUGUGUAAUGCAGGUAGUGAACUGGCCAUACUCUACAAUGACACGGCCGUUCUGGAGAGCCACCACGCAGCCCUCGCCUUCCAGCUCACUGUCCGUGACAGCAAGAGCAACAUUUUCAAGAACAUCGACAGGACUCAGUUCCGAACGCUGCGACAGGCCAUCAUAGACAUGGUGCUGGCCACAGAGAUGACCAGACACUUUGAACACGUCAGCAAAUUUGUGAACAGUAUCAACAAGCCAAUGGCUGCCAUAGAGGAGACCAGCACGAGUAGCGUGAACAGUGACUGUGAGGGUCAGGCCAACAUCAGAAACUCUCCAGAGAAUCGUCUGCUGAUAAAGAGGAUGCUGAUCAAGUGUGCAGAUGUGGCAAACCCCUGCAGACCACUCGAGCUCUGCAUCGAGUGGGCUGGACGGAUCUCUGAGGAGUACUUUGCACAGACAGAUGAGGAGAAAAGACAAGGGCUGCCAGUGGUGAUGCCCGUUUUCGACAGGAACACCUGCAGUGUCCCCAAAUCUCAGAUUUCCUUCAUAGACUACUUCAUCACUGAUAUGUUUGACGCCUGGGAUGCCUUUGCCACUCUUCCUGGCUUAAUGGAACACCUGUCAGAGAACUACAAAUACUGGAAGACCUUGGAUGAGAUGAACUGUAAGAGUCUACGUCCUCCGCCUCCUUCGUGACCGAGUCCACAUCCCCUCCUUACAUAUAUCACUCCAAGCAGGGUAGGACAGUGAAUGAAGCCCUGCGGUGGAACAGUUACUCUUUUCAGCUGGGAUUUGACAGAAGUCCGUGACCUCUCAGGGGUUCCUGGAUACGGCCCGAAAAUUUUGUAAUCGGAAGAACACAGAUAUGCCGUUUCCAUCUCAAAUCACAGCCUCUUGUAUGGUUCUAGCUGGAGGUGGUACCAGUAGAGAACAGGUGGUCACUGGAGGCUGUCUCCCUGUUGCCACUUUAUGGCCCCCUAAAGUAUAUCUUGAUAGCACCUCCAUGGUGCAGUGUGGACCUGAUAGGUCACCUGACAAUCUGUACCAUACAGUGUAAUACAACAGAAACCUGCACUUUAGCUAAUCAUGACAUCUUACAUUUUGAACUCCCUUUUUGUUGACUUUGCUUUUGAAAGUUUUCUUUAAAGCAAAUAUUUCCUUUCUGUAUCUGUAUACUGCUAUAAAAGAAAUAUGGAAAGUAAAACGUGACAAUUGCCAGAGGCACUGACUGAAAACAAGAAUCUGAAGUGAUCUGGGCAUGCAUUUUAGUACAAGCGAGUGCAAAUCUCCAUACUUCCUUUUUCACAGUUCCAGCUAGUAAAAGGUGCUUAGCUGGAAUUAAUCUUUGCAUUAGCUGUGAAACAACGUAGAGACUUGUGUCUGGGACCAAAUUCCCUUCGAUCCCUGUCCAUUUGCCCUGUUCAGACAAAAUCUAAAAGAAAGGGCACUUCCAGGAGUACUUACCUAUGUACCAGGGUGGAGUCCACAGAUUGCCGAUUGUAGGGCUAUUUUCGUGACAAAUGCUGGAUCCUGAGAUCAUAUAGCUGCAGAAUACCUUGUAAAAUGCCACCUGAUAACCUACUGUCAUUUCUUCUACAUCACCAUCUUACGUGCACUGUGAAAGCAGCUAGUGAGGAUAAUGAAGAUCCUUGUCAAACCUGCAUGUCAGAACAAAUGGAGGAACAGAAUUGCACUGUAUCAGAGCUAUUUAGUUACCAGAUGUUACACUCAUAGCUUUGUGACACUAACUGUAGACAUUUUCACUCCCCCCAAAAAAGAUUGACUUGCGAGUAUUUCAACAACAUAGUUACAGGCUUUCUAUUUGAGCCUAUGCUUGGCUAUUGAUUGGGGUACAGAGUGUCAGGUUUUGUAGUUGACAUGUUUUUAGUGAUGAAAUGAAGCCCACAUUGACCUGACAGACAUAUGAAGGAGCUGCUGAGCCGUGUUUAGAUUGUAAAAGCACGGCUGCAAAGCCAGCAUCUCUCUCUCGUUUGUGUUUUUUGCUUAAGCAGUUUUACUUAGGCUUGAAUCCUGCAAUCAAAAUUCACACUGAAGACAUUUGGCUCCUUUUUCGGUGGAGUGGGUGUCAUUUGAAUGAUAUGACUUCCAUCUACAGGUGGUAGACUCUAAAUUUGUCAUGUUGUCCAUGAAUCAAAUCAAACCAACACAAAGGCCCAAUUUCAAUCUGGCACUUCCACUGUGUGGAAGAGUCUGUUAAUUAUGAAGGAGGGCAGAAAUAAAGCGGAAAAAGUCUGGGAUGCCCUCACCUUUCUCAGGUGAAAACAGGUACUUCCAAACAGCUCCUUUGGAGAUGUGCGCCGCUAUGAGAUGAAUGUAUUAAUAUGUCCAUCACAUAUUGGAAAAUACGCCGUGUUGUGUUUCAGUUUGAUUCAGGUAUUUUUAACAUGCUCCAGGUCGUUAUGGUGAUUUUACAUACUGCUCUCUGUUAUUAGAAUUUGUUGCAACAAAAAUAAGAACAAAUAAAUUCAGAUGCACUUUUAAAAACAUGUACAAAUGUAGAAAACUUCCACAAAAGUGUUUUUCAUACUGAGAUAGUCUUCAAACAGUCCUUCUUAUCUGUAAGUGUGUUUCCUCCAUGUAGCGAGUAAGUCAGCACUGGUGCACACUUGGUGUUUUGCGGACUCUAGAGCCCACCACCACAUAAUGCUUGUUGGAACAGCACUUAAUGUGGCCUCCACAAAGUGCAAACAAAGUGAAAGGGUGUAGGUGGCUGGACCGGAAUUGGUUCAGUAUUAUAUUUCAUCCUACUAUGACUGAGGAUGGAAUGCUAUUAUAAUAAUACUAGUCACUAGACUUGGAUAUUUAAGAUCACCUCUGUUAAGCUUUAAUAUCAGAAGGUGAAAACAGCACUGGAAUCCACUACUGCCAGCAGCAGAAUCUUUAAAAGACUUUCAUAAUAAAUUAUUUUACAAAUUCAAAAAAUCAAAAUGGCGAUAUCCAGAUAUCUAUAGGCUACUACUGUGGUGAACUUCUGUAAUUACCAGUUCUUGUCCCAACUCUCCAGCUCAGCUGCUGGUCUACAUGUGCAAGUAUGUGCGUGGUAAUCCAGGAGACGCACAUCAAGCAGUAUUAACCAAAGGCACAGAGAGCUCUUUAAGGUGCCUUAUUCUUUGGUCAUCUUUACAGAACACAAGUAUUUUUGUUGAAACAUUUCCUCCUCUAGACAUAAAAACAAAAACAAACUAAAAAUUAAAAAAAACACAAAAAGAAGAAAAG